AUUUCGGUCAGUAUGUGUUGAGCUUUUCUUGAGUCAAGUUGUUCAGCACUGUGCCAAUAGUUCUGCUGAAGAUAAAUCAAUUGCUGCUGAUUUCGAUUCGUAUUUUGUCGAUUUUGCCAAAACAACACAAUAUUUCAGGGAAGACACGAAUAUGCUUUUACUGAAGUAAUUCGUCAACAAUCCACAAAAAGUGAUUUCCAAAGAUUUGGAAGUAUAUCUCGAACAUUCCGAACCAGUGAACACGUGGUUGCUGAACUGUGAUAAACUGCACAGCAGCGGACGAUAAGUAAGAGAGUUAACGGCAAAGUUAACAAUCCAGAGGUCGCCGGUACCAAUCCCGCGCCCGGCACAAACAUAUUUAAGGCACCGUACUAUCAAAAACUUUGGAUCCCGAGGCGGCAAAGUCCCUGUACAUGGAAUUAACAGAACGUGCAAAUUUGAAAAUGACAACGAAAAUGCAAAAUCCAACAUGUUCCUAUAAAACCAUCACGCUUGAUAGCCAUGGCAUCGAUUACCAACGACAAACGGCGUGUGUUCUGCUUCAGAGAUCAAUGGAGGAACAUGGAGAAAAUAGUGAAUUUGUGUACAAGCUGGCGUUCGAGGUAACGGAGGGGGGUAAAUUUGACGACAUUGGACUAUUCAUAAACGGUGCAUGGAUUCUGAUUCAGACGAAGCACGCCAAGUCUGAGAAAGGAGGACCGUACUUGCUAACUGACGAAAUGCUGUUCAAAGAGGACAAUGGCGCAUUCUCCAUACUUAAAUAUUUAAAAGAGUAUCAUAAAAUGAAGUGGAGUUACGGUCCAAUUAAAUAUAUCGUACUUUUUACAAAUAGAGUGUUUGAAACAGCAAAAGCUUACCCAGAAGCUGAAUUGGAUGGUUUGUUAAAGUUUUCAACCGGAAUCCAUUGUCAAUUACGUUUAGAAGAUUUUGAGAGAGAAACUUUCAAGUUUUAUUACAAUAAGAUUGAAGAUGCUAUGGUUAAGCUAUUUGAAAACGAAGAGUUGGAUGCCAUAAUCAUAAAGUUCAAUGUAUUUUUAAAAGAAAUUCUUUAUAACAGCGUUGAAAAUGUACGAUUAUCAAAUGAAAUUAAGAACAAUAAUCCUGACAUACAAAGGCUGUGGAAUUCCCUGAGAGAAAAAAUCAAGGAUAAAACCGUGUCCAUUGACAAAAUGGGCGAUUUCUGGAGUCAAACAAAAAACCUGAUAAUUACAGGCAUAGACGACAAAACAAUCAACGAUUUCUUCUCUAAAUUCGUACUAUCGACUGGACAACCAGAUCUGACAGCCAUUCAACAGGAAAUUAAAGAUAAAGGACUUUUGUGGAUGCGAUCUUGGAUGCAGCCGGAAUAUUUUGGACAGAUAGACGCAGGUUUUUUGGAAACUUUUUUGAACAAGUUUGUUGCAAAGUUUAAGGAAUAUGAAGAUACGUUAAAGGUCACUAGAGUAAAUACAAAUGGAAAAGAAAGGGUGCUUUCUGAGAGGAAGUUUUUUCAAGUGAAUGAUGGACAGAAAUUUUUGCAAGGUUCACAAACAGAAAUAUUAGAGGCCACCCAAGGAUAUUGUGGCCGUCUGGAACCUACAAUAGCUUAUUAUGUAAAUCGGACAAUCUCUGUUUUGAAUGCAGAGUAUUCGAAAAACAUUUUAGAUACCGAAUUUGUCCAGAAGCUCUACUCUAAUUUUAGCAAUAAACAAUGUUAUGUUCUCACGGAUCAACCCGGUAUGGGGAAGACUACUCUUUGGCAUUUCUUGGCAUUCGGAGCUCAGAAAACGCAUUUAGAUAAGUUCGUAUUUCUAGUUAAUUUAAACAAGCUGCGAAAUAAUAUUCCAAACAUUGAAAAACUAGAAGAUGUACUGACGAGCAGAGUUUUUGAUUCUGUCCUCUCAAAAAGUAACGUUGAAAAGAUCGUUAGGGAAACUACCAAACCGACGCUCCUAUUUCUCGAUGCAUUUGAUGAGCUCUCGAGCAACAAAGAUAAUAAUGACGAGAGCAACCAAGAUAAAGCAUUAAAAUUAAUCAGUGUUUUACUUCGAAAAAACAACUUAAAAAUUAUAAUCAGUGGGAGGAAACACGUUAAAGAAAAGCUCGAACGUCACCUCAACGGGAUUUCCCUAGAACUGCAGGAAUUCAACCGUGCCGAACAAGAGAGCUUUUUGGAAAGAUUUUGGAACAAAAAUGAUGCCGGAAAAGUGAGCAAAUUUUCCAAGAAAUUACUCGACAAAUUUCACAAAGACAUUGGCCGCGUUAAUUAUGACUUUACCGGUAUUCCAUUGAAGAUCAGAAUGUUGGCCGAAAUCUAUGAAGAGCCGUUGAACCAAUAUUUGAAGUCAUCUGGUGACGAUGCUUUGGAGCGGAUUAUCUGUGAAGAAAAGUUAAGUGUUGCUGAGCUGUACGAUACUUUUUUGAAAAAAGCCAUCAAAAGUUCAAUUGAAAAAAAUCUUAAUAUCAAUAAUGACAAGUUUGUAGACAGUAUCCUCGGUCCAGCAGUAGAUGAUAUUUAUUACGGCUACCAAGUAUUUUCGGUAAAAGGUACAAUAACUUAUAGCAUUACAAGAUGUGACAUAAAACCAUUCUUAACUAACAAACGUUACCACGUGGCAUUAUAUUCGUUCAUGCGCAAUGUUGCACACAAACAGUCUGUUGUAUUCCAAAUAGUUGCAAAUGAACCGACAUUUACUCAUUUGACUUUUGGGGAGUUUUGCGUAGCUAAGUUUUUAUUUGAUUUUAUUUGCCAAACAACAGUCAGAUUUUACAAAAAGGAAAUAAUAGAAUUCUUAGAGCGCGAAAAUUGCAUUCGAAACUUUUUACUGGAAAUGGCCAACAUCGAAAUUGCAAAAGAUUUAAAAAAUCAUCGCCAUCUGAUCAAAUCGUUAAAGUAUUUAGGUGAAGAUAUCAUUGUUUGGUCGAUUGAAAGGGAUUAUAUCAACAUAGUAAAAAGAUUAUAUAGUUCUGAUAAUUACAAAUCCAUUCGAGACAACAAAGAAGUAGCACUGUUACAAUUCGCAAUUGAAUGUAAAGCCAAACAAACCGAACUCUUUUUCAUCAAAAAAAAAGGUUACAAUCUUCACAUAGCAGUUGAAUGCGAUCGACUCGAUUUAGUCAAAACUUCCAUUUCCGACAUAAAUUCUAUAGACAAAAUAGGUAGAACACCAAUUUUUCUAGCAAAAAGUUUUGAGGUAUUUGAAUUUCUAAUUAAUGCAAAUGCAAAUCUUGAAACAAAAGAUGUUUGUGAAGAUACUGUAUUGCAUUAUGCAGUUUUGAAUGGAGAUGUGGAAUUUGUGGAAAAAAUAAUCGAUUUGCAAGAUUCAAACGGAUUUUGCCUUUCAAACUAUAUCAGAACCAAAAACAAGAAUGGAGAUACACCACUUCACAAAGCAGCAUCAGAAGGUAAACUAGAUGUUCUUGUGUGUCUUUUUAAGAAAGGUCUUAAAAGCAACUUAAAUUCAAAAGAUGGGCAAACACCCGUUUUAAAAUGUAACCCAACCUUACUAGAAACAUGUAAAUUUCAUGAAUCGGGAAAAUUAAUGAAUGUUGCGAUACCAUCAUAUUUUGAAAGGAAUAAAGUGAAUCCAAAUGCUAUAAACAAUAUCAAGGAUGCUUGUCGACUCAUCGGCAUCGAUGUUAAUUCAAAAAUUGGUUGGAGAGCAAACUCUGUUCUCCACAUUGUCGCAGGAAAAAAUGGCAAAGUAUUGGCAGAGUUCUUUCUUGAACAUGAAGCAGAUCAGGACAUUCAAAACGUAUCAGGUGAAACUCCACUUCACAUAGCUCUCAGCAAUCGUUCAUACGAAACUGCCGAAUUUCUCGUCACUAAAGAAAUAAACUUAUGUUUAAAAGAUAAGAAAGGAAACACCGUUUUGCAUUUGGCAGCGCAGCUCAAAGAUAGUAAAUGUUUGGAAUUAUUGAUCGGCAAAUACCAAUCAUUGGAUCUUUCUAUUGCCGAGGAAAACGAAGACGGAAUGACCGCUCUUACAAAUGCGAUAGAAUAUAGAAUAAGAACAAAUGUCGAACUUUUACUAUCCGCAGGUGCUCUUCCAAAUUUAAAUUUUAUUCGUGAUGAUAGAUUUGAAGCAUUUCCAGAAUUAAACAGAUAUUUAGCUGACGUUUUCACACUUUCCCAGAAAGAUUUUUGCGUGGGAAGUGAAGAUUCUAAACAGAUUCUGAACAAAUUCGGCUUCAAUAUCGAUUGGAAAGAGCGACUUGGCGAAGAAGCACUACUUUUUGCUGUUGAACGGGGUUACGAGUAUGUUGUGAAACUUUUGAUAACCUAUAAUUUUGAUGUGAAUGGCUUAAAUAUGAAACUAACGCCACUGAUGUUGGCAAAUAGAAUAGAGAUUUAUAAAUCGCUGCUUUCUGCAGGCGCUAGCCAAUAUUCAGAAUAUUCAGAUGGUAAUACAUGGCUUCACAUAACAGCAAAAAAUAAGAGCAGAGAAAUUGUAGAACACGUCUUAAGAGAAGAUCCAACACUCAUCAACAAAACUAAUAAACUUGGCGAAACAGCACUUCACAUAGCGGUUAAAAAUAAUAAUAAAAACAUUGUUGAACUCCUCCUCGAUCUAAAUGCUGAUCCAAAUAUCGAAAACAAAGAAGGAAAAAGUCCUAUAAUAUACGCUAUUAAAUCCAAAUAUAAACGUAAUGUAGAAUUGCUGAUGAAACAUUCACCUAAGAUAGAUUUACUAGACGACAACGGUAUACUAAAAGAAGAACUAAACUUCCUUUAUGAAAUUGAAGAAUUUGUUGAGCUGCUACUCAAAGAAAAAAACUUUAAAAUCAAUGCAGCUGAUGCCAAAGGACUUACUCCUCUUCAUCACGCAGCAAAAUGUGGGAAUUUAAAAGUAUUGCAGUUACUGCUUAGAGAAGGAGCAGAUGUUGAUGCAGAAGACAGCAAUGGAAAUACUUCGCUGUAUUAUGCUGCUAGAGAUAUUACUAAGGUCGUUAGUUUUCUAAUCGAUUAUUCUUCUGACAUUAACCACAAAAACAUGAAUGGAGACACUCCGCUUCACUUCUAUAUCCAGAAAGGUAUCAAAAUGAAUGGAGAUACUCCGCUUGACUUCUAUUUCCAUAAAACAAUGGAAGUUGAAAUUCUAACAAUUCUACUUGCAAAGAGAGCUUGCCCUGAUUUGGCAAACAAUGAUGGAAACACCCCAUUGCAACUAGCAAUUAUUGAUCCUUAUAUUGGUAGUUUUUCUUUUUUCAAUGACAGACAUAAUUUGCUGGAAAUUGCCCAAUUACUCAUUGACCAUUCUUCCGAGUUGAACAGACAAAACAAUAACGGUGACACAGCACUCCAUUUGGCAGUUUCAAAGGGUGAAUUGGAAAUCGUGAUGGCACUUAUCGCAAGGGAAGCUGAGAUUAGUCUCACAAAUAAAAGAGAAGUAAAUCGACCUUCUUCGUCGAUUUCAAAGAACGCCAGCUUACAUUGGAAAGACAAAGAUGGAAACACCCCACUGCAUCUAGCAAUUGUGAAGAUGUGUCGUUCUCGCUGCUUGGGUGGAACAUAUAUUUCUUUUGAAAUAGAUAGAUUAAUGAAAAUCGCCCUAUUUCUCAUCGACCAUGCUUCCGAACUAAACACACAAAACAAUAACGGUGACACCGCACUCCAUUUGGCAGUUUUAGCGAAUGAACUCGAAAUCGUGAAAGCACUAAUCGCAAAGAAAGUAAAUUUGAGCCUGAAAAAUCGAGACAGCAAAACUGCACUGCAAUUGGCUGCUGAAAAAAUCGAACGUCGGAAAAUUUUGCUUAUUUUGAAAAGCGAAACUUCAAAUUCUUCAGACCAGGCAUUAGAAUCCCGCAAGCGGAAACGAUCCUCAGAUUCCUAACCCAUAAAUCUUCCAAUUUAAUUCAAAUUUGAAACUUCUUACGCCCAUUUCAAAGAUACAGUUUAGACUCGAAUAUCCGAAGUCCAGGCAAAAAAAAAAAACACUUUUCAUAACAGACACCCGAAAAAAACUACGUGUAAUAAUAUUUUACGGAUUAUUAUUCUUUAGAAAGCCCAUUUUUAAAUACAUAUUUAGGAAUUGUUAGUUUGAGGCUAGUGAGUAGAGAUGAAAUAAAACAACAACAAACAUUUAAACGUAUUGUAUUUUUAGAAUCGGUAACUGUAAAUUUUAAGCACAAUUCUUAGCAAUA
Messenger RNA from Culex quinquefasciatus (southern house mosquito), 6123 nucleotides. RefSeq lists its product as uncharacterized. Gene Ontology annotation, molecular function: protein binding. The transcript is spliced from 3 exons. NCBI's taxonomy places the organism in Eukaryota, Metazoa, Arthropoda, Insecta, Diptera, Culicidae. The record is from RefSeq and is a predicted model, not a curated record. Bases 414 to 5813 code for a protein of 1799 amino acids.